GGUAUUGUUCGAUUCUGGGAAUGCAGAAACUAAAUUUGUGCUUCCGAAAUGAAUCGUGUAGCAUCAUAAAUGUCGUUCAAAUUAUUUAAUUAAGUUUUUACUGAAAGGAAGCGUUGAAAUAAGUUGUGUGUUGUAUAUGUUAAUCAAACACGUUGUAUUAAUUUGGAAGUACUAAUCAAAGCUUAUAUUUUUACAAUGGCUACCGUGUCUUGUGCACCGUCGCAUAGCAGCGAGACUGGUAGAGUGCUGGUGAAACCAAUUACUGCUGAACAGUCUAGUUUGAUGAUGCAGAUAAUAGUCAAAAUUAGUAUUUCAAACAUUGCAUUUACUCGCCGCUUAUGCCCAGAAAACAAUUUUAAGGAUAGAAAUAUCCAUGGUGUCAAUAUGAAGAUUCUCAGAGACGACACUGAAUUUGGUCGUCGCAUGCGUACGUGGAUGAAUGGAGCAUUUGAUGCCAUACAAAAACAGAAUGGAGCACACAACCAGAAGAAAUAUCAGCCAUUCAAUGAAAAGUCGGAAACUGGCGAUGGAACUGUUUGAGUCAUGUAAGAUGUUGGAUCAGUUUUUAAAACCUCUUCCAGAAGAAAAGUUAAUGACAAUGAAGCUAAUUUACUAUAAUGAGGUGACUCCUCGAGACUAUGAACCACUUGGUUUUGAGGCAUCAAGAAAUUCUGCGAUCACGUAUGCUUGUGAGGGGAUACCACAGAAAUACAGAGUUGGGUCUGUUGUAACAAAAUUUCACAAAACCAAACUCCAUUUGCAGUCUACGCUCAUAGAUAAAAAAGUUGUCAAAGAAUAUAAAAAGAACAAGCAGCAGCAACAGGUCACUGGUACUUCAAAAGAAUCACCAAAUGUAGUUAAUUCAACUACCGAAAGCUGUGCGUCUACAUCAACAGUUACAGAUAUUUGCAUCACUGUCCAACUAACCCCAGAACAGCCACUGCAGGAGCCGAUAACUGAGUCAAGUUCACAUGCGGACAUGUUACAGUUUAAUGUGCCAAAGCCACGACGAAGGCGGGCCAAGUCCUGUUCAAACUGCGAAACUCAUGCACUGGCAAAUCUCAAGAAGAGGAAAACAGUGAGUGAUGGAGCUCUAAAAGACAAAAAAAUGAAACGGAACACAAGUAUACAAGUAAGAAAAAUAGUUAAAAAAGCAAAAGCAAGAAAAAUGUGUGCAAACACAGAUAGUGAAGACAAGAUCGGUAACUCAGCUGUUCCAAGGGUUGUAAGAAGUAACAAAAAGACCGCUGAAGUGAAGAAUGAGACCGGUAUGAAUGAUUCAGAUGCCACUACAACAGAUAUGGAAAUUGGAGAAACAUUCACUGCAGACACAGAUGAGGAAUCAGGGUCCAGUAACUCAGAGUUCCAGAAGGAGCAAGUAAGCCUAUCCAAGUCAUCAGUGGCAACAGAAACUAUACGCAUAAGGGAUGAUUCUCCUGACCCAUCGGAAGUAUUUAUUAAGAAAGAAGUUAAUUGUUGUUGUUGGAAGAUGACUGAACAUGAACCAAUGAUUCUCUGCCAGCACUGCAAGAUGUGGCAGCACAGAAUUUGCUAUGGAAUAAUGGACGGUUGUGGAGGUGGAGAUUUUGAUGAGCAGAUGCAUUAUUGUGUGGAAUGUGCAUCUAUUGAUCAGUCCAAACCAUGUACUGAUAAAACAUUGCUGGGAAUGAAUUCUGAAGCCAGAAUGACAAUGACCUUGUUCCGGCGCGCCUUCGAGCUGUUACAACAUCAUGCCACCAUCACCGCGACCCUUAUGCAAAUGAAGCUGAUGCUGUCGAAGAAACUCAUACGUCAGCUGGUUGCCCAGCUGAUGGGCAAGGACAUCCUCGUGGCAGCAAACCCUGAAAGCACUACAUUUGCUGUGAACCAAGAGCAGUAUGGUGUAUGGCUAGGUCGAUUGAAACGAAAAGCAUAAACGCAAUCUUUUCUUGAACUGCAGGUAAAGUUAGUUUUUAUUGCCUUAAAAGUUGAUACAGUAGGUACAUCAGUAUCUCAAAUGUUGUUCUUAUUAGAGGUAGUAUAGUUGCAUUGUGUUUGUCAUGUCAUGUACCAGUCUUUUGGUAGUGUGUUCUGAAAGUGAAUGAUGAGAUAUUUUUCAUAUAAUAAGGUUGUGUAUAAGCAAAAAGCCUAAGAUAGAGAAUAGUGAUAGUUAGAAAUAAGAUUUAAGAAUGUUCUGCAUUGACUUGUAAACUAAAUAUACCCAUAUGCUUCAGUUAUAGUGUUAAUGUUUAACAGCUAGCAGUAGACUGUAUUUUACUUGUUGAUGUAAAUAACUGUAUGGCUAUGUUUUUAAGACAGUAAUGCUAUAAUUUUGAGGUUAAACAGAUAAGUUGGUUGUUCUCAAAAUUAUUGCCGUCAUGUUGGCUACAUAAAACUUAUAAUGUAUUGCUGUCACCCGACCUCUGUGGAAGGCCCGGGAAGUACCUGACGGAUGCUACGGGCGUCGCGGUGCUGCUAUUGUCCGGUGUCAGGGGGGGGGGGGGGGGGGGGCAGGCUUAGUGGGACACUAGGCCGUUGGUGAUGGGUCGCGGGUACUUUGCCCCCGCGUGCCCCGCCAGGUACGCGGCUUGAAAUCUAACCUGAAUUUCCCUGAGGCCGUUCGGCCGUGUGGAGGAUGGGGUGGCGCGAAAUAAUCGUAAGCGACACCGGUUAUGUUGGUUUGCGUUUAAUUAAUGGACUUCUCCGGUGGUACGCAUGGGUACUCUGUGCUCCCUAUGUGUACUCUAUGCGAUGGCAGAACCGCUACUAACACUGCGAAUGCGUUAUGCGGCGUCUGAGCCGUUGUACAGUUACAUUAACAUACGCUGAUUACAGGACAAAACACGACACUAAUAUAACACAAGAAAUUCGUCGCUGCAGUCUCGCGGGGCGCAGUUACUAAUGUUCUGGAAACGGCCAGUACUGAAAGUUAACUGUCUUAGGGGGCUCAGUGAGCGUGAUCCUAAAUUACACCUUACACUUACUUGAGGUUUGCAGCCGGCAGGCGUAUGCGCGGCGGUCUUGCGAAAGCGUGUUGGCUGGAGUCGGCCAGUGCCGUACGUUGCGCUGUACGUGACGCGUUGCAGAACCACUAAGUAAAACGGUCGAGAUAAGCCCGGGUCCGCAAGAUACACGCCGAGUCGACGUCAGCAGCUAUGAAGUAAAAGAAAAGGUUUAGAUAUUAACAUGACUACAGAAUGAACUAUCGGUGAAACAAAGUGGAAGGCUGCUCACGGACACACGUCUUGACCCGGCGUGGAGUGGUUGGAGACUGUAAAUUUAUUCACAUAUUGUCUCACUGUGAAUUUUUUUUAGUGGGAUUUCUCCUAGUCCGACUUGAUCAUUGUCACGGGCACUU
Molecule: messenger RNA, 3337 nt
Organism: Bacillus rossius redtenbacheri
Lineage: Eukaryota; Metazoa; Arthropoda; Insecta; Phasmatodea; Bacillidae
Exons: 9
Coding region: 440-1915 (491 amino acids)
Source: RefSeq, a predicted model, not a curated record